CAUUUGAUAUAAAAACUACAUUUCCCAUCAUGCAUCUACGCGGAUAAAACUAUUGCGUCCACGUGUUUUUAUUAACAGCGCGCGGUGCACGAGACUCUACAGCACAAAUCUCAAAUUUACUCUGCUUUACCUGCAGCAUGGCAUCUGAACUAGCACUGCUGAGUGUGUCCGAUAAGACCGGACUGGUGGAGUUUGCCAAGCGGCUGGUCUCAGUGGGUCUGUCAUUAGUGGCUUCAGGAGGCACCGCCAAAACUCUCAGAGAUGCUGGACUCACUGUCAGGGAUGUAUCUGAGCUCACUGGAUUUCCUGAGAUGCUUGGAGGAAGAGUCAAGACCCUUCAUCCCGCUGUCCAUGGUGGCAUUUUGGCCAGACAAACUCCCUCUGAUAAGGCUGACAUGGAAAAACUAGGGUUUAGUCUUGUCAGAGUGGCUGUGUGCAACCUUUACCCGUUUGUGAAGACUGUUGCGUCCCCCAGUGUGACCGUGGAAGACGCUGUUGAGCAGAUUGACAUCGGUGGAGUUACUCUUCUUCGAGCAGCAGCGAAGAAUCACGCCAGAGUCACUGUAGUCUGUGAUCCGUCCGACUACGAUGUUGUUGCCAAGGAAAUGGAAUCUUCCGACAACCAUGAUACUACAGUGGAAACACGCAAAACUCUUGCACUCAAGGCCUUCACACACACUGCUCACUAUGACGAGGCCAUCUCUGAUUACUUCAGACGUGAAUACAGUCGAGGAAUUUCCCAGCUGCCCUUGCGGUACGGCAUGAAUCCCCAUCAAGCUCCUGCUCAGCUCUACACUAUACGCCCAGCACUUCCACUUUCCGUGCUGAAUGGAUCUCCAGGCUUCAUUAACCUGUGUGACGCUCUGAACGCCUGGCAGCUGGUGAGAGAGUUGAAGAGAGCUCUUGGUUUGCCAGCCGCCACUUCAUUUAAACACGUCAGCCCUGCAGGAGCUGCAGUUGGCGUCCCAUUGAGUGAAGACGAGGCCAAGGUGUGUAUGGUGAAUGACAUGCUCCAGGACCUCACCCCUCUCGCCACUGCAUAUGCCAGAGCCAGAGGUUCUGACAGGAUGUCCUCCUUUGGAGAUUUCAUCGCUUUGUCUGACAUCUGUGACGUCCCAACUGCCAAGAUCAUCUCCAGAGAGGUGUCAGAUGGUAUCGUCGCUCCUGGUUAUGAGGAGGAAGCACUGCGAAUUCUCUCCAAAAAGAAGAAUGGAAACUAUUGUGUCCUUCGGAUGGAUCCUGACUAUGAGCCUGAUGAUGAGGAGGUGAGGGUGUUGUUUGGUUUGUACCUCAAACAGAAGAGGAAUGGAGCCGUCAUUGAUAAAGAGCUCUUCAGCAACAUUGUGUCAAAGGGCAAGCUCUCUGAGAGUGCUCUUCGAGACCUGAUUGUAGCCAGUAUUGCAGUGAAGUACACUCAGUCCAACUCUGUAUGUUAUGCAAAGGAUGGACAGGUGAUUGGCAUCGGCGCUGGGCAGCAGUCUCGUAUCCACUGCACUCGGCUGGCCGGAGACAAGGCUGAUAACUGGUGGCUCAGGCACCAUCCCAGAGUGCUCAAUAUGAAAUUCCGCAGCGGAGUUAAGCGUGCAGAGAUGGCUAAUGCCGUUGAUCAGUAUGUCAGCGGAACAAUUGGAGAGGGUCCAGAUAUGGAGGUUUGGAAGAGUCUGUUUGAGGAGAUUCCUGAGCCUCUGUCAGAGGUGGAGAAGAAGAACUGGAUCAGUUCUCUGCAGGCUGUGGCCCUCAGCUCUGAUGCUUUCUUCCCCUUCCGGGACAACGUUGACCGUGCCAAACGGAGUGGUGUGGAGUAUAUUGCCGCCCCCUCUGGCUCUACUGCUGAUGAGGUGGUCAUCAAUGCCUGCAAUGAGCUGGGCAUUUCCCUGGUGCACACCAACAUCCGUCUUUUCCAUCACUGAAAAACACUUCAAAACAUCCAGUUGAAUACAAAUAUCCAACUAGCUUCACUGUUACAAAAGUUUAGGGUUUCUUUCUUUUUAGAUGUACAUCAUUUACUGUAAUUCCAAGUUGCUUACCCAUAUGUCAUAACUUAGCCCAAUGGAUAAUUGCUAGUCUGUCCACUUUAACUCAAUAGUUUAAAUGUUAGAAUUUUGUCACGUUUCUAUUUUUACUUGAAUCCUAAAGCCAACAGCAAAGUGUUUUUUUUUUGUUUUUUGUUUUUUUUUUUUGCUGCAAAAUAUUCUUCACAUAUGGCUUCUUUAAUACUGACACACUAAGAAUUAUUUCAUUUAAUUGCAAAGAAAACACAUUACAUAAUUUCCUUUUAAUAUGUCCUUUUUUUUUUCCUCUUCAACAUUUCUAAUAUGAAAUUGUCUCCAUACACUUCCUGAUGCAUUCCAUUGUGCUGCCUCAAGUGUCUCGUGAGCAUUACAAAAUAAAAACACAAAUCAAGUAUAA
Ctenopharyngodon idella (grass carp) is the source of this 2409-nucleotide messenger RNA. It is a transcript of the gene atic, whose product is annotated as 5-aminoimidazole-4-carboxamide ribonucleotide formyltransferase/IMP cyclohydrolase. Bases 138 to 1910 code for a protein of 590 amino acids. The transcript is spliced from 15 exons. Gene Ontology annotation, cellular component: cytosol. Gene Ontology annotation, molecular function: IMP cyclohydrolase activity; phosphoribosylaminoimidazolecarboxamide formyltransferase activity. The record is from RefSeq and is a predicted model, not a curated record. Lineage: Eukaryota; Metazoa; Chordata; Actinopteri; Cypriniformes; Xenocyprididae. Gene Ontology annotation, biological process: 'de novo' IMP biosynthetic process.